UAUGCUUGUUGACGAAAUAUUCAUGUGAAUAUUUGCUAAUGGGUGCUAAUGAAGGUUGAAUUGACCUCAACAAGCUUUCUACCUUCUUCAGUGUCACUCCCUUCAAGCUUCCGCCAUCUCUCUCUUCUCCUUCAUCUUGUUUGCCCCCGCUGACCAAGGGUUCUAGACACGCUACUGGUUGGGAGGAUGAAGGGUGUGUUUUGGCUUCUAGUUGUAUCAGUGGUGAUUGCAUCAUGGAUUCCUCUUUCACACUGCGCCAAAAAACCGGUUGGGAUCGCUAGAAAGGAGGAUGUACCGUACAUAAAGUGUCAAGUUUGUGAGAUACUUGCAAAACAGUUGUAUCAGCAAGUUCAGAGCAAGAAAGCUGAGAUUUCCCCCAAGAAGAUCUCAGAGUACCAAAUCAUUGAGAUAGCAGAGAAUGUUUGUAAUCUGAAAAAGGUUGAAGCAGAUUGGAUAUUGCGUAUAGAUAUUGUAGAAAAAGCAGAUAGGUUGGAGCUGGAAGAACAUGAUUCUGAAGGACAGUGCAAUUCUGAAUGAUAGACAGUUGAGCGUGCUUGUCAGGAGGUUUUGGGAUAUUCUGAUACCGAUGUUGCUGAAUAUCUAUAUAGUUCCAAGCCUGAUAUUGACUCAUUAACCAAUUAUCUGUGCAAAGACCUUAGCAAAGCAUGCAAUACCAAGCCACCCCCUGUCCCUAAGGACAGGACUCCUGGUGAACCAUUUGUUGCAAAGUCUUCUAAGGAGGCUGAAAUGGAAAAGCUUCUAAAAUCUAUGGAGGGCAUGCCAGGAGCGCCCGGCAUGAAAAUGUACUCAAGAGAUGAUUUAAUGAAAAAGAAUUUCGGUGCUGAAAAUGAAGAUGACGAUGAAGAUGAGGAUGAGGAAGAAGAUGAGGCAGACUUUCCUUCAAAAUUGGGAAAAGUUUUGAAAUCAAAAGAAAAUGAAAAAGGUGAUUGGAAACAGAAGAUAAGAAAAGGAAUUGUGGACACGGGCACGACACUUAAGAAACAUGCAACCAAAGUUUCCAAUCAUAUUCAACGGUGGUGGAAGGGAAAGAAGACAACCUCUUCAAAGAAGAAUUCGAAGUCAGAGCUUUAGAGCUCCUCAUAAACUAAAUCUGCAUCUUCUGAUUAUGGAAUAUUUUCAAGGCAUUUCCAGUGUUUUGUUACAUGUACUACACCCAAGAGACCAAGAGAGAUUGGAAGUAGGAAUAUUCUGAAGCAAUCAAAUGAGGACUUUACAAUCACCACUUUUGAGUGAUUCAUAUUCCAAUCAAGGAUUUGCUAUCUACAUGUAUUUUAUCAGUGAGGCAAUUAUGUAUGAGAGUGAGGGUAUACCAGCUAAACUAUAGUGAUGUUUAAGAUGUUCCCUCGGGUGUUAAAUGUUGAGAUUAUUGACAUCCUUUUUUGAAAAUUUUGACAAUCAAUUUACAGUCUUACCACCACAUCCCACAUCUGAAUUUCCUUAUGUAUUAAUAGAGUAAAGAAACAAUCAAUAGAUAUUUAUUGCCAUCGA
Messenger RNA from Medicago truncatula (barrel medic), 1509 nucleotides. RefSeq lists its product as uncharacterized. Lineage: Eukaryota; Viridiplantae; Streptophyta; Magnoliopsida; Fabales; Fabaceae. The transcript has 8 exons. The record is from RefSeq and is a predicted model, not a curated record.